UAAGCCUCCUCCAUGGAUUAACUGUCAGCGAUCCUCCCCCGAAUUGUUUCCGCUUGGGCGUCCUCCUUGUCAGCUCAAAAAAAGAAAAAUCCUCCUUGUUCUCGUCGCGGUCUCCGUUCUCCUCUCUUUCUCCCCGUUCUCCAAAGAAUCCGAGACGGCGACGCCCGCAUCAAAUACGCCGCCUCCUCCGCUUCCUCUCCCUUACUCCGAUUCUAUAACACGUGCGUGCCUCGGCCGCCACUUUCCCAACUCUCCUCGACCACUUCCGCCGGCGUGUGCCUUCCUCUCCGCCGGCGCCUGCACAACAAGUCCAAGAGAGGCAAAGAAACCAUGGCUCUAGCAUCGCCGGUGGACUAUGCUGGCACAAUCACUUCAAGUCAGAGGCAACUCAGUUCUGUGAUGCCCCGGUGCAAUGGCUUGCGAUGUACUAUUGGAUAUGGAAAUAAAUCAAGAGCAGGAGGUCACUUGGUUGUCAGAGCCAUGUCCAUGGAUCGCCUGAAACUGGACUUUUCGAAUCCGAAUUGGAAGAAUCAAUUCCAAGAGGAUUUCGAUAGGCGGUUCAGUUUGCCGCAUUUGACAGAUAUAAUUGAUGUGGAAUCGAGGCCGACGACAUUUUCUCUCAAGAGCAGGACCCCUCUGGAGAAUGUUGAUGGUUCUUUGGAAGAGUCAUGGAACGGCUAUGUUAAUGACGACGACAGAGCACUUUUGAAGGUUAUCAAGUUUGCCUCGCCAACGUCUGCUGGAGCUGAAUGCAUUGAUCCUGAUUGCAGCUGGGUUGAACAAUGGGUGCACCGGGCAGGCCCACGUAAACAAAUAUAUUUUGAGCCUCAGUGCGUAAAGGCUGGAAUUGUAACUUGUGGCGGACUUUGCCCUGGUCUCAAUGAUGUCAUCCGGCAGAUUGUGCUUACGCUUGAAAAAUACGGAGUGAAAAACAUUGUUGGGAUACAGCAUGGUUUCCGCGGAUUUUUUGAAGAUCAUUUAGCGGAAGUGCCGCUUAAUAGACAUGUCGUCCAAAAUAUCAAUCUUGCUGGUGGCAGCUUCUUAGGAGUGUCUCGUGGCGGGGCAAGUAUUUCAGACAUUGUCGACAGCAUCCAGGCCAGGAGGCUUGACAUGCUCUUUGUACUAGGUGGAAAUGGAACUCAUGCUGGAGCUGAUGCUAUACAUGGCGAGUGCCGGAAGAGAAAACUAAAAGUGUCUAUUAUUGGUGUCCCAAAAACAAUUGACAAUGACAUACUACUGAUGGACAAGACAUUUGGAUUUGAUACUGCAGUGGAGGCAGCACAAAGAGCUAUCAACUCUGCAUAUAUUGAGGCACAUUCUGCAUUUCAUGGCAUCGGAUUGGUGAAGCUGAUGGGAAGAAGCAGCGGAUUUAUCACAAUGCAUGCUUCCCUGUCAAGCGGGCAGGUCGACAUUUGCCUGAUACCUGAGGUACCAUUCACCCUUGAUGGACCGAAUGGAGUUCUUCGGCACCUUGAGCACUUGAUAGAGACCAAGGGGUUUGCUCUCAUGUGUGUCGCCGAAGGUGCUGGGCAGGAAUAUUUGCAGAAGUCGAACGCAACUGAUGCUUCAGGGAACAUGGUUCUCAGUGAUAUCGGUGUGCACCUUCAACAGAAGAUCAAGUCUCAUUUCAGAGAGAUAAAUGUCCACUCUGAUGUGAAGUACAUCGACCCUACAUACAUGCUCCGCGCCGUGCGUGCCAAUGCAUCAGAUGCCAUCCUGUGCACGGUGCUCGGUCAGAAUGCUGUUCAUGGCGCCUUUGCAGGGUUCAGCGGCAUCACGACCGGAAUAUGCAACACGCAUAACGUGUACCUGCCAAUACCGGAAGUUAUCAAGACGCCAAGGCUUGUCGAUCCAAACAGCAGGAUGUGGCACAGGUGCUUGACAUCCACAGGUCAACCUGACUUUUGUUGAUCAGUUCUUGACAGCCAAGUUUGUAAACUCUAGUGCUAGAAGUACCGGUGAUGUACAGGAUUGUCAAUGUCAUUCUUUUUUGUCUUCCAUCAGAAAGACAUGGUAUGCCCUGUAAUUCCUGGGUGAUCCUGAGCUCAUCUGCUACCGGAUGAACAGUAAAUUUCAAAAAAUAAACUUGUACCAAAUAAGAUGUUCUAACUUUUUUUCUGAAUCAGAUGUAUAAUAGACACAUUUCAGUCCGCAUGUGGUCCCAUAUUGGAAUAUCAGAAACAUCUUAUAUUUGUGAACA
Triticum aestivum (bread wheat) is the source of this 2200-nucleotide messenger RNA. Its product is annotated as ATP-dependent 6-phosphofructokinase 5, chloroplastic. The transcript has 14 exons. NCBI's taxonomy places the organism in Eukaryota, Viridiplantae, Streptophyta, Magnoliopsida, Poales, Poaceae. The coding region runs from base 331 to 1911 and encodes 526 amino acids. Gene Ontology annotation, molecular function: ATP binding; 6-phosphofructokinase activity. Gene Ontology annotation, biological process: fructose 6-phosphate metabolic process; glycolytic process. The record is from RefSeq and is a predicted model, not a curated record.